This is a messenger RNA of Neltuma alba, 1587 nucleotides long. RefSeq names its product nudix hydrolase 23, chloroplastic. Bases 106 to 1005 code for a protein of 299 amino acids. The transcript has 8 exons. The record is from RefSeq and is a predicted model, not a curated record. Lineage: Eukaryota; Viridiplantae; Streptophyta; Magnoliopsida; Fabales; Fabaceae. Gene Ontology annotation, molecular function: hydrolase activity.
UGCUUGCUUGCUUGGAGAACAAAUCCAUGUCUGAACCGAAACAGUCUCAUCUUAUCUCUUUCUCUGUACCCGCUCUAAUCAAAUCUCCUGAGUUGUAGAAAAGCAAUGCUGAAAGCUAUUCAGAUCCUGGGAUGUUCAUCUAGCUUAGUUACUCAACGUUGGAAACCCUUUAGCAGCCAAGGUCUCCCUUCCAUUGCAAUCUCGUUCAAACCCUUCUCAUCUUUCUACGCAGUAUCUUUCCUAAAAGCACUUCCCACGAUGGAUUCUUCGCUCCUGCCCAAAGAUUCGACUCCUAUGUCUCAAUCAAGAUCAAUCCAUGCUUCCUCAGCUCGUUCUGACUCGAAUCCAGAUGGCACCUCGUCGUCUCCUCCAUCACCAUCCCUUGCAGUUCAGUCAUCGGGAGUUCGAAACAUCAAGUUCUGUCAGUGGUGUGGUGGUCCAACAAAGCAUGAUAUACCUGAAGGAGAAGAAAGGUUGAGAGCAAUAUGUACAAUUUGUGGGAAGAUUAUCUAUCAGAAUCCAAAAAUGGUUGUUGGUUGCCUCAUACAACAUGAUAACAAGGUCCUGCUUUGCAAGCGGAAGAUUCAACCAUCUUACGGUCUUUGGACGCUUCCUGCGGGGUAUUUGGAAAUUGGAGAGUCAGCCACGGAAGGUGCUAUCAGGGAAACAAGGGAGGAAGCAAAUGCAGAAGUGGAAGUACUGUCUCCUUUUGCUCAAUUGGACAUUCCUCUAAUUGGCCAACAGACUUAUAUAAUCUUCUUAGCAAAGCUAAAGAAGCCCCACUUUUCUCCUGGUCCAGAAUCAUCAGAAUGCCGGCUUUUCUCACUUGAUGAUAUACCUUUUGAUUCUUUAUCUUUUUCAUCAAUGGUGGUUACCUUAAGUAUGUAUGCGGAGGAUAUUAAGUCUGGAAAGCUCAAAUUCCAUUAUGGUGUCAUUAACAAGAGGCUGGGCACAAGUCCCUCUGAUAUUCAUGCCUAUACGCUGGAUAAUCAUAUGCAGUCAUGACAGGUUGAUACAAGCUCCUCCUUAGUGAUGAAAAUCUUGUUGGUUGCAGUACUAUGAAUAUCUGAAGAUUUAAAUCCGGAAGUUGUAAGUUGUAACCUGAAGAAUCUUCUGCGAGAAUGCAGUCUGCCUCCCUGUGUUGAGCCGGAUCUCUACGACAUCUACAUUCACCCAUUAUUUUAAAUCAGCCGGCCAUCGCGUGAUAAAUAUAAAAUUCGGGGCUGAAAUUUCUCCGUUGUCAUAAGACUGAUAGGCAGUUGUCGCCAAUCACAUCGGCGGAGCUCGCUGUGGUUCAAGGUCGCCCUCAAAUUUUUGCGGCGUGCCAUAUUUUGAUUGAUGUUCGUGGGUAGGUGGGUAAGCUGCUUUCAUUGAUCAAAGAUUGGGACCUGUUACUGUGGAAACAUUUAUCAGAAUUGUGAACGUAAUUAUCCAUCAAGAUUCAAGAGAGAAGAAAUUGAUCUUGAAAAAAUCUCUCUCGAGAAUAAAAUCUCGAAGAAGCUGAGAACCAGAGCAACGUACAAUGGAUGUGAAAUCAUGACCGUUUUCGUGCGACAAUAUGAAUCCAAAUUCAUCGUUUGAUUUGUC